This is a messenger RNA of Microthlaspi erraticum, 477 nucleotides long. Lineage: Eukaryota; Viridiplantae; Streptophyta; Magnoliopsida; Brassicales; Brassicaceae. The record is from the annotation of a GenBank genome assembly.
AUGAACAAGAGACAACGAGUCUUUUCUCUCCAACCAAACAAGAGCCCAAAGGCUGUCUUCGCGAGAAGAUACGCGAGUCACUUGGUUCCAGCUCUCAACAAGAUCAACAUAAACAAAACCUCUUCACAAGUCAACCACAAAAGUUUCGAACAAACCGUGAAACAUGAAGUAGACAUGGCUUUGGCUUUGUCUGCUCAAGAGUUCGCGUGGAGCCGUUUCUUGCAACACAAGCUAUUAUCGUCCGUUCAUGAAGAUCCUAGUGAAUCUUCCAAGAUUCUGGAAAGAUCUAACUAUAAACAAGACGACGAAGAAGGAGGAGGAGAGAUCAAGAAGAGAUUGAAGGAAUUGCAAAAGCUUUUGCCUGGUGGAGAAGAGAUGAACAUGGACGAGAUGUUGGGUGAGAUUGGAAGCUACAUUGUAUGUCUUGAGUUGCAGAUGCUUGUUUUAAAAUCUCUUGUUCAAGAUAACACUUCUUGA